This is a messenger RNA of Cokeromyces recurvatus, 468 nucleotides long. RefSeq lists its product as uncharacterized. The transcript is spliced from 2 exons. Gene Ontology annotation, cellular component: nucleus. Gene Ontology annotation, biological process: regulation of transcription by RNA polymerase II. Gene Ontology annotation, molecular function: DNA-binding transcription factor activity, RNA polymerase II-specific; RNA polymerase II cis-regulatory region sequence-specific DNA binding. The coding region runs from base 1 to 468 and encodes 155 amino acids. The record is from RefSeq and is a predicted model, not a curated record. NCBI's taxonomy places the organism in Eukaryota, Fungi, Mucoromycota, Mucoromycetes, Mucorales, Mucoraceae.
AUGGAUAUUCGAAAUUUACUUAAUGACCAAAAUCAAACGAAUGAACACUAUGCAUUAUUAAGUACAACAACAAGUCAUUCAUCACCCGAAAAACCUUAUGUAUGCAAUUGGGGAGAAUGUACAAAACGAUUUUCGAGACGUUCUGAUCUUUCAAGACAUAAAAGAAUACAUACUGGAGAACGCCCAUAUCACUGUGAAUGGAAUGGUUGUGGGAAACAAUUUAUCCAAAGAUCUGCUUUAACUGUUCAUUAUCGUACUCAUACAGGCGAAAGGCCUCAUAUGUGUGAAUAUAAAUCGUGUGGAAAAUCAUUUAGUGAUUCAUCUUCUUUAGCUAGACAUCGACGUACACAUACUGGAAAACGUCCUUAUGUAUGUGACGUUAAAGAAUGUGGCAAAUCUUUUACUCGGAAAACAACUUUGUCUAGACAUCAAAGAAGUCAUGAUCCUCAAUGGAAAAUGUUCAAGUAA